CCUUCAAUGUCUGAAUAAAACCCCUUCACCUCCACCUCAAAAAAGAACGAAAAAAAUAAUGCAAGAAUAUAUCUUGUCUAUAUUGUAAUUUAUUUUAAAUUAAAAAUAUUAGUGAUAAAACAAGAAAACAAUACGUUGACUGCUUCUAUAUUUUGUUUAUGUAUCUUUGAAAUGUUAGGCAAGGAUCACCGAAGGACACGUGUUGCAAAUGCUUAUUUCUCCCUGUUUAUGGCUAUUGGUAAUAUUCUUGGAUAUGCAGCUGGAUCAUACAGUGGUUGGUACAAGGUCUUUGCUUUCACCAUGACCCCUGCAUGCAAUAUUAGUUGUGCAAAUCUCAAGUCCGCUUUCUAUCUUGACAUUGGUUUCAUCGCUGUCACCACUUAUAUAAGCAUCAUGGCAGCUCAUGAAGUACCUCUGAGUUCUAGUGGGGCACAACCUGUUGAAGCAGCAGCAGGGGAAUCGGGUGCUGCUGGAGAAGCUUUUCUGUGGGAGCUAUUCGGGACAGUCAGAUAUUUUUCAACCCCAGUAUGGACAAUACUGUCCGCUACUGCCUUAACUUGGAUUGGGUGGUUUCCAUUUCUCCUUUUUGAUACUGAUUGGAUGGGCCGAGAGAUUUAUGGUGGUGAACCAAAUGAAGGCCCUAAUUAUGAUACUGGAGUUAGAAUGGGGGCAAUAGGCUUAUUGCUUAAUUCAGUUGUUCUUGGAAUAACGUCUGUACUCGUGGAGAGGUUAUGCAGGAAGCGGGGGGCUGGGUUUGUGUGGGGAAUCUCAAAUAUCUUGAUGGCUGUCUGCUUUAUUGCAAUGCUUAUUGUAACCUAUCUGGCAAAUAGAAUUGGCUAUAUAGGCAAAGAACUACCACCAACUGGCAUUGUGAUUGCUGUAUUGACAAUCUUUACCGUUCUUGGGUUUCCACUUGCAAUCACUUACAGCGUUCCAUAUGCCUUAGUUUCCACACAUAUUCAGUCAUUGGGGCUUGGCCAAGGAUUGUCAAUGGGGGUCCUAAAUCUUGCAAUAGUGUUCCCACAGCCUUUGGAUGUAAAACAUGAUUGUGCAUUGAAUUUCCAUCACUGAGUGAUCACAUUAAAUAAUCAGAGUGCCACAAGGGAUUGCUUGCUAAGUGAGUCGAGUUUGAAUCCAUAAUAGAGCAGUAGUAGCAGAAGCAAGAAUCACAUUUAUAAAAGCUAAUUUCCAUUACAAGAGAAGAAAUUAAAAACACCUUUUU
Molecule: messenger RNA, 1222 nt
Organism: Vigna angularis (adzuki bean)
Lineage: Eukaryota; Viridiplantae; Streptophyta; Magnoliopsida; Fabales; Fabaceae
Product: sucrose transport protein SUC4-like
Exons: 4
Coding region: 172-1071 (299 amino acids)
Cellular component (GO): vacuole; plasma membrane
Molecular function (GO): sucrose:proton symporter activity
Source: RefSeq, a predicted model, not a curated record